CAACUGAUCUCUCUUCUCUCAUCAUCUUCUUCUUCCUCCUCUUCUGUAAGCUUUGAGAAGAGGCCAAAUGAAAAUGGGCAAUGAGCAGAACAAAAAGCAUAUUUCUGUGAUCCCCAAUUCCCCAUCAUCUCACUUGUCCCAAAUCUUCCAUUUUCUCUUCUUACUCAUUGGCUUCUCCUUCGGAAUCGCCAUCAGUCUGAACAUCAAGAGCUUCUCAUCAUUCACUUUCCACCUCCGUAACUUCUCCCUCCUCACACAACCGCCACCUCCACCACUUCAACUUCAACCGCCGCCGCCGCCGGUUGACUGCAAAACAAAUUGCUUUAUCGACCCGAAUGUAGAGCCACCUCUGAUGCACACAAUGAAUGAUGAUGAAGUGUUCUGGAGAGCUUCCAUGGUUCCGCUGAUCAAAGAGUUCCCAUAUGAACGUGUGCCAAAAGUUGCAUUCAUGUUUUUGGUGAAGGGGGCGUUGCCUCUGGCUCCUCUGUGGGAGAUGUUCUUCAAAGGCCAUCAACCGCUGUUUUCCAUUUAUGUUCACACUCAUCCCUCCUAUAAUGUUUCUUCUUCGCUGCCUCUGAGCUCUGUCUUCCACGGAAGACGGAUCCCAAGCCAGGCAGUGGAAUGGGGAAGGCCGUCGAUGAUCCACGCGGAGCGCCGCCUUCUGGCAAACGCCCUUCUCGAUUUCUCCAACCAAAGAUUCGUUUUACUCUCCGAAAGCUGCAUCCCUCUCUACAAUUUCACCACCAUCUACAAUUACCUCAUCAACUCCGAAUACUCCUUCGUCUCUUCCUACGACGAUCCCAGAAAAAUCGGCCGCGGCCGUUACAACCGCCGUAUGUUCCCGGCCGUCACCCUCGCCGACUGGCGGAAGGGCUCCCAGUGGUUCGAGGCCGACCGGGCGGCGGCGCUGGACAUCGCCUCCGACAGAACCUAUUACCCAGUUUUCCGGGACCACUGCGCGCCGCCGUGUUACACGGACGAGCACUACAUUCCCACGCUCCUCAAUAUUGUUUCGCCGGACCGGAGUUCGAACCGGAGCAUUACCUGGGUAGAUUGGUCCAAGAAUGGCCCGCAUCCCGGCAGAUUCGGGAGGCGCCAGGUUUCGGUCGAGUUGUUGAACCGGAUCCGGUUUGGUUUUAACUGUACUUAUAAUGAUGCGAACGACACCGUUUCUCUCUGCUUUCUGUUCGCCCGGAAGUUUAUGCCGGAUUCUCUCCAGCCUCUGCUCAAGAUUUGGACCUCUCUGUUGCAAGGUCUGCUUUAAAUCACAAAUAAUUAAUAUACCAUUUAAUAAAUUCGGAUUUUUUAAACUUUUUACUUAUAUAUACAAAAUUUAGAUUAAUGUAAUAUGUAU
Momordica charantia (bitter melon) is the source of this 1354-nucleotide messenger RNA. RefSeq names its product glycosyltransferase BC10-like. Gene Ontology annotation, molecular function: glycosyltransferase activity. Gene Ontology annotation, cellular component: membrane. The record is from RefSeq and is a predicted model, not a curated record. NCBI's taxonomy places the organism in Eukaryota, Viridiplantae, Streptophyta, Magnoliopsida, Cucurbitales, Cucurbitaceae.